Messenger RNA from Zonotrichia albicollis (white-throated sparrow), 2865 nucleotides. The record is from RefSeq and is a predicted model, not a curated record. Lineage: Eukaryota; Metazoa; Chordata; Aves; Passeriformes; Passerellidae.
CGGGUCCCUGAGUGAAUGCUUCAAUUACAAUAUUAUUCAGAUGUGAAGAGCAGGACUGCUUGGUUCAUGAAUUUGAGAAAUGCAAGAACUCUGAGUGGCACAAGCUCUUUAGAUGAGACAACCUAUGAGAAACUGGCUGAAGAAACACUGGACUCCUUAGCAGAUUUCUUUGAGGACCUGGCGGAUAAACCUUUUACCCCAGAAGAUUAUGAUGUCUCUCUAGAGAAUGGAGUACUAACAAUUAAAUUGGGUGGAGACAUGGGAACAUACGUAAUCAAUAAGCAAACACCAAACCGGCAGAUUUGGCUGUCCUCACCCACUAGUGGGCCCAAGCGCUAUGACUGGACUGGACGGAAUUGGGUGUAUUCUCAUGACAGAGUAUCUCUUCAUGAACUACUAUCAAAAGAGUUUUCAACAGCUUUAAAAACUAAAUUGGAUUUGUCCUGCUUAAUAUAUUCUGGGAAAGAAGAUACUUGAUUUUAUUCUACCUCAUGGAAGUUUAAAGACUUUAACCUCAAGCCAAGCUGUUUCUUAGGCUGAAGUACCUGAGCUUAAUUCUGUUGUUUUUCUUGGCAUCAAUAUAUUGUGCAACAAAAAUGAAAAUAACAUUUUUUCUCUAUUGCUCAGUCUUUGGAUUUCCGUGGGCUUUUUGAAUCCGUGCAGUACACAUGGUUGAGGUCGCCCAUCCUGUCACUUCAUUUCUUGCUUUCUUCCUGCAGAAGUCAUGAAUUUUUAGUUUCUAUAGACGUGUUUGCAUGUAAGGACUGACUGCCUGGUGACUUCUGACCAGCACACAAACACUGAACUUUGCUUGGUGAAACAUUCACCCAAAACAAGAAAUGCCUGCCAGUUACAUUGGCAUAAAUUGCGGUACUGUGAAUGUACUGCCUCAAAAUUUGUGGCUAUUGUAAUACAUCAUAGUCACAUUUAACAUGUCAUAGUGCAUGUAAUGACAGUUUUUUUCUUAGUAUUGCAGAACUUGCUAUUCUCCAAAUUCUAAAUUGUAGUGUGUUUCACCUCAGGAUUUUUUUUUUGAGCUAAACUUUAAAUUACUUAGACAUUUUUGUGGUUCUGAGCAUGAUAUGGAAUUGGAAAAGCUAGUAUGUGAAGUUUAAGCUGUAUAGCAAUACCUCUGCAAACAUUUAAUUCUGUUACUGUGCAUUUCUCUUUCUCUACCCUUUUGUUCUUCAAAGAGUGAAAAUACUUUUUUUUUGAGCCAAGCAAAAUUAAGUUCAUGAAAAUUUGCAGUAGUUUUAUUCUACUGCAUUUCUUCAAUAGUUUAAGAUUAUCUUCUUACCACCAUGAUGCAGCAAGUCUGCCCCUGGUACCGUGCUGAUGGAGAAAUUUCUUAGAAUCAAGUAUUGUUCUUAGGCUGAUGAAGCUGUCUUCAUUAGGCUAUUAAAUAUGUGAAGGGAAUAAACUAUAUACUCGAGAUCUUGCAACAAAAAACAGUUAAAGAAGUAAUGAACAGCAAUACUUCAGCAAUUGCACUGUUGUAAUAUUACAGCUUGCAGAUUUUAACUGUCUGUAAAAUGGAAGGACCAAAUUAUUGACUAAUGCAUGAGGGAAAAAUUAUACCGUGCUCUUGCAGAUUGUAUGAAAAGAUGUUCAGUCCACAGUAUAUUUCUUUUCAGUUUCUCUGAUGCUGUGGUUUGGCAUGAUUUUCUAGCUAGCUUGACAGGGAAGGAUUGAAUUUGUCAUUGAAAAACAAUAACUGUAAAGUGUUCUUGCCCAGUAUUUGCAUUUAGAGAUUUAGAGUAUAAGCAUUGUUACCUGCUAUUUCUCACUACUAAACAGAGAAAUGUUUCGAUGGAAGUAGCUCUUGGUUAAUGGUUCAUGCUCUGUGCAUGUUUUACAAUCAAUAUGAAUUUCAGCACUAUUGGAUGAGGUAAAUACAAUGACUCCCAGACCUCAUAAGAGUAAAGCAUGUUUUUUCAAAAGAGUACAGGGAGGUAAAAAUAGAAUAUGUUUUUGCAGUUCUGAAUUUAGAACACUGAAGAUAAUUUAUAGCAUAUGGAAAUAUGUAUUUUUAUGUAGUUACUUUUAUGAUAUUUAACUCAGUCUCCUACAAUUUCAGAUAGUCGUUUAAACUAAUUUAUGUAGAAGUUAAUGACAUGAUAUCUGAGUCAAGGAUACCUGGUUAUUCCUUUGCCUGACCAUGUGAAAUUAUUUUUUCCAAUUGACUUCUCCAAAAAUUAUUUUCCUAAGUAUUUGCAUGCAAUAUGACCACUCAUAUGCAUCUGAUUCAUAUUUGGAAGUUAAUUUUCCAUUCCCUUACAUCUGGUAGAAAUGUUUAUAGUUAAAUAAAAUUGAAUGUGAAAUUCUUAAUUCAUUAUGUAAAGGUAUGAUUCAAGAGUUUGAUGAUAAGGGUGAAGGCCACAGAUGUGCAUACUUUUGAAUUCUUUCUGUUUUGUAAAACACAUACUGGAAAGAUUCUGUGCAAGUGUGGCCAGUUGAUGUGAAUUUUGUAAGAGCAGUUCAGCUUUCACAGUUUACAUGCCUUGCCCUUAAUCUGUAAUGCUACUGCUAUUUAUGCAAACAAUUUCCUGGGUUUAGGUAUCUGAGUAACAAAUGCGUUUAAUCUUAGCUGAAGAUAAAUAGUGUCAGCAAGUUAGAAUGAGUUUUAUCUCGAUGUACAAAAUGAAUCAUAGGACAUGACUCAUUUUUUGCUUUAAUACUUGCAUCCAGUUUUAAGUAGGGGGCAAGGACUCCCAUGAGCCAUCCCACUUGUACAAUGGAGGCACAGAACAAGCUCUAAUCCUAAUAUCAGACUGCUUAUUGCCCCAAGACAAGUAACACUUCUGUACUGUUUUUUACUUCCAUAACUUACAGAAUAAAAAGACUGUUGAAUAGUUCCCCACCUGA